This is a messenger RNA of Mya arenaria, 6109 nucleotides long. Its product is annotated as ficolin-2-like. NCBI's taxonomy places the organism in Eukaryota, Metazoa, Mollusca, Bivalvia, Myida, Myidae. The record is from RefSeq and is a predicted model, not a curated record. Bases 3654 to 4181 code for a protein of 175 amino acids. The transcript is spliced from 4 exons.
AUCUUCCCAUUGAUUCAUCUUACACAUUAAUGCUAGCCUCGCUUUCCGUGGUAAAGAACCUUUGAUUGUUUUCAAAUUCAUUGUAUUCAUUUUAUGCUACUUUUCAAACUACCUUAUUAUCGUUUUACUCCUAUCAGCAUUUACAUCCGAUGUUUAACUUAAUAUUCUGUAACCUAAACAAUAUAAACCAACAGCUUCCUUAAAUUUACGAAAAUAAAAAGUUAGCCUGUUUUUUUUUUCAGUUCAGAGAUAAUGCAUACAUUCGGUCUUUUGAAUCGCGUUUUUUUGUUGUUGUUGCUUUUGCGUCACACAUAAAAUAUGAUAAAUGAAUAGGAGAAACCCAUCAUAUUCGUCGUAAAUAUUAUUAAUAUAUAAAUUAACGCCUUCAUGUCUAAACAAUCGGAUAACAAUUGCAUACCUUUUCAAAAUAAAGUUAUUUGGAAGAGCGCAUGGGAAUUGUUUAUUCGCUAGUGAUAUAGGCGUGCUUGUAAUUAAGAGCGUGCUUGUGGUAUUGAGCCUUCUUAUUAUUAUUAUAUGCAGGCGCUGUAGGCGAUAUAGGCCUUACUAGUGAUAUAGGCGAGCUUGUGAUAUUGGGCGUGCUUGUGAUAUUCGGCAUGUUUGUGAUCUGAGGGCGCUGAAGGCGAUCUAGGCCGUUCUUGUGAUAUUGGCGUGCUUGUGGUAUUAAGUGUGCUUGUGAUAUUCGGCAUGCUUAUGUUGUAAGGGCGAUGUAUACGAUAUAGGGCGAGUUUUGCAUGUGAAUUGGGAAUGCAUGUGAUAUGAGGGCGCUGAAGGCGAUAUAGGGCGUACUUGUGAUAUUGGGCGUGCUUGUGAUGUAAGGGUGCUGUAGGCGAUAUUGAUCGUGUUUCAGUAAUUGGACGUGCUUGUGAUCUGAGGGCGCUGUAGGCGAUAUAGGGCGUGUUUCAGUAAUUGGGUGUGCUUGUGAUGUGAGGGAGCUGUAGGCGAUAUAGUGCGUGUGACAGUAAUUGGGCGUGCUUGUGAGGAGAGGGCGUUGUGCGAUAUAGAGCGUGUUUCACUAAUUGGGUGUGCUUGUGAUGAGAGGGCGCUGUAGGCGAUAUAGAGCGUGUUUCAGUAAUUGGGCGUGCUUGUGAUGUGAGGGCGCUGUAGGCGAUAUGGGGCGAGUUUCAGUAAUUGAGCAUGCAUGUGAAGUGAAGGCGCUGUAGUCGAUAUAGGGCGUACUUGUGAUAUUGGGCGUGCUUGUGAUGUGAGGGCGCUGUAAGCGAUAUAGAGAGUGUUUCAGGAAUUGGGCGUGCUUGUGAUGUGAGGGCUCUGUAGGCGAUAUAUGCCGUACUUGUGGAAUUAAGCGUGCUUGUGUAAUUUGGCAUGCUUGUGUUGAAAAGGCGAUAUAUGCGAUAUAGAGCGUGCUUGUGAAAUUGGGCGUGCAUGUGAUGUGAGGGCGCUGUAGGCGAUAAAGGGCGUACUUGUGAUAUUGGGCGGGCUUGUGAUGUGAUGGCGCUGUAGGCUAUAUAGGGCGUACUUGUGAUAUUGUGCCUGCUUGUGGUGUUGAGUGCUUGUGAUAUUUGGCAUGUUUGUGUGGGUAGGCGAUAAAUGGGAGCGUGUGUAAUUGUGAGUGUUUGUGAUGUUAGGGCGCUGUAGGUGAUAUAAGGCGUUCUAGUAAAUAGGCCUGCUUGUGUAAAUGUGCGUGCUUGUGGUAUUUUCUGUGCUUGUGGUUUUUUGGCGUUCUUGUGAAAUUUUAUUUUGGUGUGUUUUUAUAUUGGGCGAGCUUGUUAUACCGGAUGUGAUUGUGAUAUUACUUUGUUUGUAGUACUUGGUUUGCUGGAGAUAUUUGGAGUGCCUGUGAUAUUGGGUUUGUCAGUGGUUUUGGGCGUGCAUGUAAUAUUGGACUUGCUCUUAGUAUCAGGUGUGCUUGUGAUGUGAGGGUGAUGUAGGCAAUAUUAGGCGAGCUUGUUGAAUUGGGCGUACUUGUGAUAUCAUGGUUCUGUAUGCGAUAUUGGGCUCGACUGUGGACUUUGGCGAUCUUGUGAUAUGAGGAGUUGUUGGCAAUUAGGGGCGUGCUUGUGAUAUUGGGCUUGCUGGUGUAUUGAGUGUGCUUGUUAUAAUGUGCGGGCUUGUUAUAUUAGGCGUGCUUGCGUAUUGUGUGUGCUUGUGAUAUUGUGCGGGCUUAUGUAAUUAGGCGUGUUUGUGUAUUGUAUGUGCUUGUGAUAUUGUGCGUACUUGUGUUAUUAGGAGUGCCUGUGAUAUUGGGCGUGCAUAUAAUAUUUGGCGUGCUUGUGAUGUGAGGGCUUGUUUGUGAUAUUGGGCGUUCCUUUAUUUGUGGAAACUGGGCGUGCUUGUGGUGAUAUUGGGCGUGCUUGUUUUGAUAUUGGGCUUGUUUGUGAUAUUGUGUUUUAUUGUGGUAUUUGGCGUGCUUGUGUAAUUGGGCGUGACCUGAAGCCGUGCUUGUGAUGUGAAUGCGCUCUUGUGAUAUUUCGCGUUUUUGUAAUAUAAGGGCGCUGUUGGCUUUGUAGGGAGUGCUUAUGGUAUAGGGCCUGCUUGUGAUAUAAGGGCGCUGUUGGCGUUGUAGGAAGUGCUUAUGGUAUUGGGUGUGUUUAUGAUAUGAGGGCGCAGUUGGAGAAAUGAUGGCGUUGCUGGCGAUAUCGGGUGUUCUUGUGACAUAUGUCGUGCUAGUAAAAUUUCGCUUGUUUUCAUGAUGUAAGGGCAUUGUUGAUGGAAUAGUGCGUUCUUGUGAUAUGGGUUUCUACCUGUGAUAUAAGGAUGCUGUUGGGGAUAACGGUGGAGCUUUCAUUGUUAUUGGUUUUGCUCGGAUAUCGGCUGUGCGUGUGAUGAGGUGGCGUUGCUUGUGAUAUAGGGCGUGUUAGUUAUAUGGGGGCCGUAUCUGGUAAAAUGGGGUUGUUGCUUGUGAUAUGGAUGCGUUGCAGUUGAUAUAGAGUGUGCUUGCGUUACUGGUAUGUUGAGCCUUGUUGGUGGUAGGAGGCGCGCUUGAGAUAUGGGGCCUAUUUGUAAUAUGGGAGCGAUGCUGGUUAUCUGGUGUUUGCUCGUGAUAUUGGGCUUUGCUGGCUUUAUUUGCCGUUGUGUUUGAUAUGCGGUGUUCUUGUAAAGUAGAACAUUAUCUACACUGAACCGGUUUGUACUCUUUCAUUAGGUUUCCUGUUUAUCCGUUUUUACAGAAAUGUUAUUUUUAAAAGAUUAAGGUGUUACAUGCUGUGUUACAUUCGACAUGACAUGCUGUGCUACGGCUAAACGAUACAAAAUAAAAUGCGCAAAAUGCAAGAAUCUUUAUUUGAAGUCGGUAAUAUGAUAACAAACUCAUUAGCUCAAAGCUAUUUUUCGACAAAAAUGUUUGGCUGUAAAAAGUUAUGCUUUUUUCACAGUAUUGUUACAUGUAUUUAUUAUCUCGUAUUUCGGUGCAUUUUAAAUGUCAUAAUGAUUCUUAAACUUUAAGUGUUGCAUGUGUUAUAUUUAUCAUUAUUGGUAUUGGGCUGUUUUAAUCAAAUAUAUACUUUUGCUUUGUUUAAUGCGUGUUUCUGUAGUAUAAAUAUUAAAGAUAUGUUUCUUCUCAUUUUUCAGCCUUUGCCGACUGUUCGGAAAUAAAGCAGAACCUUGGCAAAGUGCCUUCUGGCGUCUAUCAUAUCACAACAUGGAAAACAAACCAAAAUGCGAGUGUGUUCUGUGAUAUGGACACCGAUCAGGGCGGUUGGACGGUGUUUCAACGUCGCAUGAAUGGAAAAGAGGAUUUCUACCGCAACUUCUCUUCGUACGAGAAUGGGUUUGGGUCUCUACAGGGAGAAUUCUGGUUGGGCCUCAGACUGAUGAAUGAGAUGAGCUCCCGGACAUCAAAUGAUUUAAGAAUUGACAUCACACGUGGCAGUGGUAGCACCGGCUAUAUCGUAUACGCUGACUUCAGUGUGGGAGCCGGGUCUAAUUAUACCCUACAUGUUAGAAAUAUACGGUCAGAAAGCGGAGUGCGUUCGUUUGAUGCAGGGUUUGAUACCGACAACAACGGUUCUGCCUUUACCACAUUCGACCAUGACAAUGACCGUUGGGGCAGAAAUUGUGCCGCUAAAUAUCGCGAUAAUUGCUUAUAUUAUGCGAACCUGAAUGGCCAGUACUACACACCCGGAACUCUUGUCUACAACAAAACAGCUAUGUUAUUUGACAGCUAUGAAUCGCUAAAAGCUAGCAAAAUGAUGUUUAGACCUUAGACCUUAAGUGAAGUCAUUAUUUCACUAACACGUGUGUUUUCUUAUCAUGUUUUAGUAUUGGAUUAUGUUCAGUUAAUUUUUUUUUUUAAAUUGCUAUUAUUUCAACGCACGGAUUGAACAUUCGCCCUUUUCGAAUACACAUUAAAACAAUUGUUUUAGGAAUAACAGCUUUAUUGCUCAGUUAAGGCUUUUUUGGUCUUUAAUAAGGUCAUUUUAAGUUUAAUUAUUAUUUGUGAUAAUCACAAUAUGAUUGAUUUUUGAUAUUUCCGACAUUUUCUCAUUAUAGACCGCUUUGGUAAUUGAUGGCUAUAAAUCGCUAAAAACUAGCACAAUGACGUUAAGUUCUUAUACCUUUUCUAAAGCCAUUUUUUCACAAACAUGUACUUUUUCAUGUUCUAUUUUAGUUUCCGAUUGAUAAUAUAUUGAAUUGAUAAUAAUGUACUGUCCACUACUCGGCAUUAUAUAAACCAACGUAUGGUACGAUCGCUAUUUUCGAAUAUUUGUUUUCCGAAUAUUAAAUUAUACGUUUCAAAAUAAACAGAUUUGAAGAUCACUUUAGGCAAAGAACUUUCAAUUUUUGUAGUAUUUUUAUUUUUAUUUUAAACUUUGACAUUGAAAUACUAUUUGACUGAAUUUGUUUUGUGUAUUGAAAUCAGUGUAUUAAAUAUAAGCAUUAACAUAAUGUAUUGAAAUGAAAGAUUUGACGGAGUGUUUUUUAAAUGAAAGCAUUGACGGAUUGUAUUGAAAGGAAAUAAUUAACGGAGUGCAUUAAAAGGUAAACAUUGAUGGAGUGCAAUAAAAAUAGGCAGAUAAGGAGUGCAUUGUUAGGUAAACAUUGACGAAGUGUAUUAAAAGAGAAACACUGACGGAGUGUGCAGUAGGGUUAGCAUUAACGGUGCGUAUUUAAAUGUAAGCAUUGACGGAGUGUAUUAAAAGAGAACCACUGACGGAGUGUGCUGUAGUGUUAGCAUUGACGGUGUGUAUUUAAAUGUAAGCAUUGACGGAUUGUAUUAAAAGAGAAGCAGUGACGGAGUGUGCUGUAGGGUUAGCAUUAACGGUCCGUAUUUAAAUGUAGGCAUUGACGGUGUGUAUUAAAAUAGAAGCACUGACGGAGUGAGCUGUAGGGUUAGCAUAAACGGAGCGUAUAUAAAUGUAGGCAAUGACAGGGUGAAUUAAAAGGAAGGCAUUAACGGAAUGUAUUAAAAGGUAGACAUCGGCGGAUUGUAUUAAAAGGUAGACAUUGGCGGAAUGUAUUUAAAGGUAGACAUUGGCGGAGUGUAUUUAAAGGUAGACAUUGGCGGAGUGUAUUUAAAGGUAGGCAUUGACGGAGUGUAUUUAAAGGUAGGCAUUGACGGAGUGUAUUUAAAGGUAGACAUUGACGGAGUGUAUUAAUAGGAAUGCAUUGACAGAAUGUAUUGAAUGGGAAAUAUUGACGGAGUAUAUUGAAAGGUAAGCAUUGACGGGAUGUACUGAAAGGUAAGCAUUGACGGGAUGUAUUGAAAAGUAAGCAUUUACGAAGUGUAUUGAAAGGGAAACAUUGACGGACUGUAUUGAAAGGUAAGCAUUUACGAAGUUUAUUGAAAGAGUAGCAUUAACGAGAUGAAUUUAAAAGUAAUUAUUGCCGGAAUGUAUUGAAAGGUAAGCAUUGCCGUAUUGAAUUGAAAGGGAAGCUUUGACGGAAUGUAUUGAAUGCGGAAUAUUGACGGAGUAUAUUUAAAGGUAAGCAUUGACAGUGUGUAUUGAAAUGUAAGCAUUGACGGAGUGUAUUGAACGGGAAGCAUUGACGGAGUAUAUUGAAUAGGUAAGCAUUGACGGUGUGUAUUAAAAGGUUAGGAUUGACGGAUGAUAAUUAACGUAGAUGAGCAUGACUGAUGUCAUUCAUUGAUGUAUAAAUAAUGUGAUGUGUUGAAAUAAAUGUAUGUUUUGUA